AGGAAAUGGGAGAGUGUAGUGUGAGAGAAAGGACUGGGAUAGAAAGCGUGAGAGAGAGAGAGAGAGAGAGAGAGAGAGAGAGAGAGAGAGAGAGAGAGAGAGAGAGAGAGAGAGAGAGAGAGAGAGAGAGAGAGAGGGCGGAGGGAGAGAGGGACAGCAGGGAAGAAAGGGAGACAAGGAGUUGGGGAACCAGGGCAGUUAGAGGGGCAGGGAUGAAAGGGGGGAAGCACAUAAGGCAGGGGUGAAAGGGGGGAAGCACAGAAGGCAGCGG
This is a messenger RNA of Closterium sp. NIES-67, 271 nucleotides long. NCBI's taxonomy places the organism in Eukaryota, Viridiplantae, Streptophyta, Zygnematophyceae, Desmidiales, Closteriaceae. The record is from the annotation of a GenBank genome assembly.